Molecule: messenger RNA, 4801 nt
Organism: Micropterus salmoides (largemouth bass)
Lineage: Eukaryota; Metazoa; Chordata; Actinopteri; Centrarchiformes; Centrarchidae
Gene: tsc22d2
Product: TSC22 domain family 2
Exons: 3
Coding region: 695-2653 (652 amino acids)
Biological process (GO): regulation of transcription by RNA polymerase II
Source: RefSeq, a predicted model, not a curated record
UAAAUAUAUUUUCCCAGAUAACAGAAAACUAGUUUGACCUCCAUACUCAGGAUGCACUUCGCUCUUGCCAUCUUGUCGAGUGGUUGGGUUAUACGAGCGGCAGGCAGGAGUUAGCUCACCGCCGCUGCGCUAAAGUGGAUAUCUGUCAGCUAGCUGCUAGUAGCAGCUGCCAAAAGUGAGCUAUCCACAGAGCAAGAGGCAACACUUCGCCGACUUGGAGACGUGUUCUCUGUCUACCGCUGGAUUAUAGAUUCUUUCUGAUAAACCUGUGGAUUUGUUUACAUCAUGAUGUCGCACAUGCUGGUACCGAGGUAGGGAAAACUGGCUAACAUCAGCUAACUCAGCUACUUAGCGAGAAAUACAUACAUAACUGAGAGAGAAGAGUGCGGGCCCGCCUCAGACUAAAGUACCGGUGAAAGCUGCUGAACAAGAACUUUGACAAAGGGCCUGUUUGCAACUCCGGUGCCGGGACAAAAGGUAGGCCGGGGGUGGGAGAGCGGCACAUUUAGGGAGUUUCGCCCCGGUUGUGACACACUUUUCUCGAACAAGAGAGAGAGGAAGAGGAACGGUAUGGAAAUGUCCUGUGACAGUACGUGUCUGUGUCACAUCCCUCAGCUGUGAAUUACUUCGCAAGACAUUAGUCCAGCACUUCGUUUCAUCUGGGGAGCUUGCUGACUUGACGCAGUUAAUCAACAUGUCGAAAAUGCCAGCGAAGAAGAAAAGUUGUUUCCAGAUCACGAGUGUAACGCAGGCUCAGGUGGCGGCCGGCAGCAUCACCGACGACACCGAGAGCCUAGACGACCCGGACGAGUCUCGGACAGAGGAUGUGUCAUCGGAAAUAUUUGACGUUUCUCGGGGAGACCAGGGUGUGUGUGAGAAGAGUUCAUCCGAGGAAACCUUGAACAACGUAGCAGAGCCUCAGGAGGGCCAGCAGCCUGUCAAUGGGGGUCUCUCUUAUAAAAGUAUAGGCACUGAUCGUGUCACCCCACAUAAUUUAGUGGGAAGUGUACCUGUGCAGGCUACAGCUCAACCCUUUGUUCCAAGCUCAGCCACCCAUCCCUUGACAGUCAUCAAUGCGGCUCCUGCUGCUACUGUCUCUACCAGUGUGGCUCACACAGCUCCUGUGAGCACCAGCUGUAGUUCCCGUUUCAGGGUCAUUAAACUUGACCAUGGGACCGGAGAGCCCUUCAGACGGGGCAGGUGGACAUGUACUGAGUUUUAUGAGAGAGAUUCAGAUUCAAAUGUUAAUCGGACUGUGGAUAGCAUAAAACCGAGUCUAACCCUUGAUCACAGUAUAGACAGGGACAGUGGGCUCGGAGCCACCAAUAACUCUGUGGUCACUAGCAGUGCUUUAUCAGCACAGGCUUCGGAGAACACUGCGGACAGUGGCUACGCCGUCGGGCACCCCACCCACCCCCACGCUUCAGAGCCUACCCAGCAAGGCUACGGCUUAGCUCCUCAGAUAGGGAGCGGAGCAAGUGCCUUUCAGCCCACAGGGUAUACAACUACAUCAUCACAGCAGCCACAACAGGCUCAGGUCAAUAUGCAGCCUGUUGCACCCCAAACCUUUCUGUCGAACAGCCUCAAUGGUGUGCACCAAGGUGCCAUGCAGCAGCAGUCUAUCAUUAUGCCUCCUGCCACACAGGCCCAGCAGUUUACCUAUUCUACUGGCCUCCCACCUGGCCAGCCAGACUAUCGUCAGCAGCACUUUGGCUCAAGCCCUCAGAACCUUCCCAUGACGACCCUCUCUGUGGGGCCUCCAACCAGCCAGAUGCCCUCACCUCUUAUCACCCUUGCUGGUCCAGGAGCCCAGGGGCUGGGCGGUGAGGCAACCUCAGCCCAUGGCCUCCUGCUGCAGGUGGGCAGUGCCCCAACCAUGGCCCCCAUCCUUCCAGGAAGUGGCCAACAGCAGCAUAUCAACCAGACUCAGCCUUUAGGAGGGCUAGGUAUUACCCCUGCACCUUCGGUCACCACCGCCACCUCCCACAGCGGUGUCCAGAACACACCUGCCGCAGUGCCCACUAUCAACAACACCCCUCCCGGUGUGCCAAGUCAGGCUCCUGGCACAGGAGGAUUUGUCCAGCCACAGGCAACCCACGGAGGAGCCCCAACAGGCCUUCCCUCUGGCUUCAGUAACCACGCUGAAGAUAGUAGGCAGAAUACUGACGCCCUACCUCAAUCGAGUGCCGUUGUGGUGCCAGGGAAAGAUGGUAUAAAGCCUUUCAUCGGCGGGGGCCUCAACCUGCCCACUCCUACUGUCAACAGCCUAUUUGACAUCCAUAUUACCAUGAAUGUGGAUGAGGACAGUGCAUCCGGUGCCAGCGUCGUCGCCAUCGAUAACAAGAUUGAGCAGGCAAUGGAUUUGGUGAAGAGCCACCUGAUGUAUGCUGUUCGCGAGGAGGUAGAGGUGUUGAAGGAGCACAUCAAGGAGCUAUACGAGAGGAACUCGGUGUUGGAGCGCGAGAAUGCCGUGCUGAAGUCGCUGGCCAACUCGGAGCAGCUCGGCCAGCUGUCCGGUCAGCUCAGUCAGGGCAGCAGCACAACGCCGCCGCUGCAGCAGCAACACCCACUCGUCAUAAACAACAACACCCUCUUGGCUCACCAUGAGGGGGGUCAGAGUGUCCCUCAUCAGCCCAAUAUCACCUCGGCGUGAACCCCCUACCCCCCAAAAACACCCCUCCCACUGACAGGAGUGGAAGAUCCUGUUAGUAAAGACAACAACUGCUACCGUCCCCUUAGCUCCUUUUAAAGUAAAAGGCUCUGCGUUCAGUAUGCUCCAUUUGAGGAAAAAUCAACAACAGCGACAUCUUUGUUUGCCACCAAGAGCCGUGCUUCAGUGAGUGCAUGUUGCAGUCACCGGGCCUUCAUAUUAUUAAGACAUUUACCACCAUAUUCUGUCCCUCUGGUUGGCUGCAAGAAAGCUGAAAAAGGAGGAGGGGCAGGGGAACCGGUGCGCACCAUAAAACUGCAUGCUAUUCUCGUGCAGGAGACUGGGGGCCAAAGGGCACAUAGAGCUCGAUUUGUUGGGGCAACAAGUGGUGGAAGAAGGCGGUGUAUCCCUGUGCUGGGCCAGUGUGGUGAAAAGAGUCCUGUAACAUCCAGUGAGGACUGUCCCUCCCAUAAUCUCCACCCCACAUCACUCCAGGCCUGGAAGAGGCCAGAGAGCCGAGGGAGAAGUGGAGGAGAGGAUUUGUCCUCCGUGAGUGGAGGAGGACACCGGCGGGCGCCUCGGCUCGAGUUGAGCGAGUCGAAACACAAAGCUUGUGUUGUUUUCUCAGAGCCACCGUACUUUGACAUUAAUCAUAAUACUUUUUCUUUAGUUCAGUUUUAGUAUUUGCAUUUAUUUAUUUCAGGGCUGCUAUUUUCAUAAUGUAAAUGAACAAUGUCAUGGAGAUACUUAUAAAAACAAAAAAGAAACCUUUCUCUUUGGUCUUUUGGUAUUUUAGAAUUUGUCAGGUAUUAAAUUUGGUAGUUUCACGCAACAAGUAGAUCUCAGUAAGUAGGCAAUACGUUCCAUAUAUUAAAUUCUUCUCAUGAAAUAGUGCUAACACUAAAGCCGAGCUUACAUUAGGUGAAAUCCAGGUUGAAUGUAUAUUUUGUAAAGUGUAAAGUAUUAAGAGCGAGGAGGGUUUGUACAGGAGAACGCCUGUUAAGAUGUGAUGAAAUGUUUCGAUAAAGAAAAUGAUUAACUUACUUUUUGUAGACUUUUUUUUGUCAACAUGAAAAAACAGAAAUUAACUUUUGAGGGGUCCGUUGGGUGGAUGAAAAGCUGUGAAAAUAGUUUGACCUACUUUAUAACCAAAGACGCAAAGCUGUGUAAGUGUUUGUUUUUUUUUCUCCCAUUUUUAAAUGCACACUUUUUUUUUGUUUUUUUUUCCUACUCUCCUUUUGCUAAUUUUUUGUUGCUGUUUUGCAUGUUCUGCAUGAUCUAUAAUCAAACCACUUUCUUACCUCAUGUUUUUAUCCAGCACUUAUUUUUCUGUCAAGUUAUCAGUCUGUGAAUGAUUGUGAAAGGAUUAAUGAAAGGAAAAAGGGAACAGUUGGCAGAGAGGCUGGAGCAAGUGGUUGAGGGUAAGAAUGGGGGGGGGGACAAAACAUGGAAGGUGUUUGUGUCCGAUUGGGGUGAAGGGCCUUGUGCACAAAACGGUAGUCAGAAAAGGAGCCAACUUUUUGUUUUCAUGUAGAUGCUGUGUUGAAUUACAUAUGCAGAGGAAAAGGUUGUUACAUUGCAGAUUUUAAUGUAUUUAAUGAAUGCAGCAUUUAUAUUUCGAUUGUAGUGUACCAACACUUGGCUUACAAAGAGGAAAAAAAACCAGAAUACAGUAUCCACAAACUAAAUGGAAACUGUCAAACAUCUCACACUUAAAAGCUGGAACCCAGUCGAUUGUGUGUGAGCUUAUUACGGGAUGUCCUGUCUGUGUCACGUCUUUUGUGCCUCCUGUGCCGUCGUCUGCUUUUGUCAGGCGAGCCAGUUUCUUUCUCUGUGGCUUAGAAGUAAACCAAAAUGCUUGGUAAUUGUACAGUCAGACAUCUUUCUACUUCUCCAGGAUGGAUUCUUUGAUUUCUCAUUCUUUUUCCCCCCCCACGUAUGGGCUUAUUUCUUCUGUCACUAGCGUUCUUCUCAUUUAUUUUUUUUGUUUUUUUUUCUUUCGUUUGAAGGAGAUGCCGUGUACAUGCCAAGUGUACUGUAUGAAAGAGAUCACUGAGCCUUGGAGAAAAUAUCUUAACAAUGCCCCUGUAAUGUGCUGUUCAGACAAUGUUAGUUUUCAGUUGGAAAUAAAUUACUGUUUUAUUAAGAAAA